AUGGAAUUAUCGAGAGGAAAGGUGGUUAUUGAAAAAAAUGUAAAUGAAUAUACUAUAGAUGAAAAUGUAUUUUUUUUUGAACCAAAUAAAGAGGAUGUAUAUGAUAAAAAUUUAAAUUUAAGAUAUAUUUUUCAUAACACUUUUAUUAGUACGGAAGAGGAAAUAGCUAUAUGUGAAUUUAAAAAAUAUUGUAAAAAUAAAUCAUUAAAAAUAAAUAAAACAUAUUUUGAAAAUGAAUGCUUACGAUAUUUGUAUUCGGCACAAUUUGAUUUCGCAAAAGCAUUAGAUUUAAUUAAAAGUAAUUAUGAAUUCAGAGUUUCUAAUAUAUUGCCAAUAAAAGAAAAAGAUGUAAUUGAUUAUAUAAAUAAGGGGGUUAUGUAUUGGCAUGGAAGAGAUAAAAAGUGUAGACCCAUAUUGAUAAUAAAUUUAUUAAAUGUGGAAUUAUUAAAUGUUGAAAAAUUAAUAAAUUUGUUUUUUUUUUGUUUUGAAUUUUUUUUAAAAUAUUUAUGUAUACCAGGAAAAAUAGAAAAUUAUAUAUCAAUAAUUGACUGUUCAGGUAUAUCUAUAUCAAAAUUUCCAAUGUCUACAUUUAUGAAAUUAAUUGAGACUAUGAACUCAAAAUAUAGGUGUAGGCUAUUCAGGAUGUAUAUAAUAGAUGCUCCCAAAUUAUUCAAGACAUUUGGAAAGUCAUUUUUAAGCUUUGCACCAAAUUAUAUGACAAAAAAGUUAAAAAUUUUAGAUAAUAAUUAUUCAACAUAUUUAAAAGAAGAAAUAUUAGAAACACAAUUAGAAAAAAAAUAUGGAGGUAUUCAAGAAAUAAAAAAUAAUAUGUAUUAUCCAUUUUCUUUUUAUCCCAACUGUUAUGUAUUAAAAAAAGAUGAAGAGAGAGGGAAAAAAGAAAAAAAGAAAGAUAUUCAUUUAGACAUUUUUAAUAAGGUAAAUAAAAAAAUAUAUGAAAUUUUAACUACAGGUUAUUCUAUGCACUUAAAAUUAAUAGAAAAUGAUAAUAAAGAAUUAAUGAAACAGCACAGUAAUCUUUUAAAUGAAGAAUAUUAUUGCAACAAUAAUAAAAAAAAAAAAAAAAAAAAAAAUUUAAGCAAAAAAGAUCUUUUUUUAAAUAAAAGUUUUAUUAAUUCAGUAGCCAAUGUAGAAUAUUAUAUUAUCAACAAUAGCUUUCUAAAGAAUAAUAAAUAUAUUAAUUCAAAAAAUAAAUAUAUUGUUAAUAUUGAAAGUUUCCACAAAUGGCUUUUUAAAAUAAAAUAUUUAUUUUUAUCAAAUAUAACUAUAAACUAUUUAACAAAUCGGUUUCCUUUUUUAGUAAAUCAUCUUAUUAUUAAAUCUAAUUUUAAAUCAAUGCAUGAUUAUUUUAAAUAUAUAGAAUCUAUAAUAUGUACAAAGGAAUCAAGUCAGUAUAAUAAUAAUAGUAGCGUUUGUCAUAGAAAUUCUAUAACACUAAAUUCAACAUAUGAUAGUUCAUCAUUUAACAUUGAUGAAGAAAAUAUCAAUAAUUUAAAUAAAAAUAAAUUACUUAAUAAUUAUACUAAUAAUAACUGUAUAAAAGAACGCAAAACAUCUAUAUCAAAUGUUUACAUUUCUAGAGUAAAUAAUAAAAAACAUGAAAUUAAAGAUACAAGAGACAAUAAUAAUCUUGAUGGUAUUAAAAAAGAUGCAAAUUUAAAUGAUGCAAAAAUGGUUGAAAUAAAUAUUUACAAUAGUUGUGCAUCUAUUUUUGAUAGCAAUGUUAAAAAAUUAUCAGAUAAAGGAGAUACAAUUUCAAAAAAUAUUCAUAAAAACAUAAAUAAAAAAGAUAUAAAAGGAAAAACAAAUUCAUACUGUAAAAUUAAAGCAACUAAAAGUUUAUUCCAUGAUGAAAUAGAUAAGUAUGAGAAACUAGAAUAUGAUAAAAAAAGUUAUUUGAAAAAUUUAAGUUUAGAUUGCAAUGAAUAUAAAACAAAAAAUGAAUUUAAUAAUAUAGCUAAUAUAAAUUAUGGAGAAAACCUAAAUGUGGAUGUGAAAAAUGAACAUAACAAUAAUGAUAAUAAAAAUAAUAAUAAUAAUAAUAUUAAUAGUUUAAAUAGUAUUAAUUCUGAUGGUAAUAUAAGUACAAAAAAAUCUAGUAUUAGUAUUAAAUCAAUUUUACCUAAAAGAUUUGAUUAUGCUUUUUCGAAAUCUAAAAAUAAUUCUAGUACAUCUAUUAGUACAAAGUUCUCUAAAAAAUCAUAUGAUAAGCUUUAUGAAGAAUAUAAAUAUGAAGAUGAAAAUUUAAAUAAUCAUUUAAACAAUAAUGAAUUUCAGAAUAAAGUAAGUUUUUUUAGUCGUGUAUCAUCGUCUACUGGUAAUGUGACAAAUAUUAAUGAUGAUGAAUUAAUUAACGAAAAUAAAAAAAAUAUGAAUUUCUUACAAAAUAAUUCAAAUGAAACCAAUAAUAUAAAUAAUAGUGUGACUGAAAAAAAAAGUAAGAGGAAAUUAAAUAAAAUUAAGAUUAUAGGUUUGCAAUUUUUUAACAAACAUAGUAACAGAAGUUAA
Plasmodium gallinaceum is the source of this 2526-nucleotide messenger RNA. Its product is annotated as Sec14 domain containing protein. Lineage: Eukaryota; Apicomplexa; Aconoidasida; Haemosporida; Plasmodiidae. The record is from RefSeq and is a predicted model, not a curated record. The transcript has a single exon. The coding region runs from base 1 to 2526 and encodes 841 amino acids.